AGCUCAGGUAUUCCUUGUUUCUUUUCUCUUUAUAGUCAAGCAUACCCCUUUGUGUCUUUGGCUCAUGACACUUUCAAACUUAGCUUCGGCCCUUUAAAAUUACUUGUGUGUGUGUGUAAAGUCUCUAUCUUUUUAAAGGUUUGAGGAGGUGUUGCUUGUCUAGAUCUGCGUUUUUCACCAGGGAACAGAAAGAGGAAAGAUGAAUAACUACUACGGGUACCGUUACCAGAAGAACACCUGGGAGGAGAUGAGGAUGGAAUCAGUGAUUUGCCCCAAACCUCGCCGUUUGGGUCUCCCAAACCACUCUUCCAUCAACAGUCAUAUCAGACCCUUGAGGCAUCCCAUAAGCUGUCAAUCUGAGGUGGAAGAUUCAGGAGUUGGGGCAGAGCUUAUGGACAUCAUCCUCUCCAAGGAAAGCUGCUAUUCGGAGGGCCAAGUGGUAGCAUCACCGCCACCAUUUUUCUGUGGAUCUCCACCUAGCAGGGCUUCAAACCCUUUAAUCCAAGAUGAGCAAUUUGGUAAUGGGAAUUUUAGUCCAUUUACCGAGGCAUCCUCUUCAGGUCGAGGUUGUGUUCCAAUGAAAUUUGGCCACACACCAGCUGCAGUGAGGAUCGAAGGUUUUGACUGUCUUAGCCGUGAUAGGAACAGUUGCAACAGCAUCUCUGCUGUAGCAUAAUCCAUUUUUCAAAAUAAAAAUGAAAAGAAAAAGAGAACUAAUACAGGAAGCAGAAAAAAAGAAGGUAGAGAGGACUACAAGUCAACCAAGUUCAAAUAGCAAAAGGAGACUUGUUUUUUUUUUUAUUUGGGAAAGAGGACUAAUCAUGUUGAAAGAGUACUGGUAUGUGUAUAUAAGUGGUCUUUGUUUUUCAUGAGUGUGGUGUCAUGUACAAUUUAAGAUGGGAAGGACUUUUUUUAGGUUUUUCCUUUGAAUCAAUAAAAGAGGACAAGUCAAGGAAAACUGGGGAAGUAAAACUUUCUUCUUUUGUCUUGUUUUGAUCGUGGAGAAUCUAUAACCGUCAUGUGUAUGUCACAAAGAUCCUCCCUUUGUAAUUGUAAUUUGGAGGAACUUGUGGUUAGAUCUUUGGAAUUUUGUAUCUUUUUAUGUUAUUUUAUUAGUUUUUGUUGAUGCCCAUUUUGGAGGUGUUGCCUAUAGAUGACAUUAUGAUGAUCUCGAAGGGAAGUUGCGUAUGCAACGCAAUCCACCGAUUAGAAAGGCGAGGAUGUUUGAUUGUUAUUUUUAUAGUAGAGCACAUCCAUGAUUGUGUUCUUUAAAAAGAAAGACACGAGGAAAAUAAUUAUUGGUUUAGGAGGCUCUUAGGAAGCAACAAUGCGCAAUUCAUGGUCAGAUUUGGGCGGUUUAUCUUGUGUUUUAAUCAUUGUAUCCUUGAUUGAUUUGUUGGAAGACAGAGAUUUAGUAUGUGUUGAUGUGAAAGGGUGUUGUGGAGUGGUGUAAAAGAUGAGAUGAGUAGUCAGCUAUUCCGAUAUGCAUGUGAAAGGGAGUGCUGCUAACGAUUUUUAUAUAGGUAAGUGGGGGAUC
Messenger RNA from Abrus precatorius (Indian licorice), 1537 nucleotides. RefSeq lists its product as uncharacterized. The record is from RefSeq and is a predicted model, not a curated record. Lineage: Eukaryota; Viridiplantae; Streptophyta; Magnoliopsida; Fabales; Fabaceae. The transcript has 4 exons. Bases 200 to 676 code for a protein of 158 amino acids.